Octopus sinensis (East Asian common octopus) is the source of this 339-nucleotide messenger RNA. RefSeq lists its product as uncharacterized. Lineage: Eukaryota; Metazoa; Mollusca; Cephalopoda; Octopoda; Octopodidae. The transcript has a single exon. The coding region runs from base 1 to 339 and encodes 112 amino acids. The record is from RefSeq and is a predicted model, not a curated record.
AUGGUGUUAUCAAAUAUCUGCAAAAAAAAGGGUUUAACUACCUCGGACAUUCAUGUUGACAGGGUUGCUAUAUUAGGGGAUGAUGCUCCAGCUUUAUCAACACCGCAAAAGUGGACAGCUGAAUUUAGGAGAGGAAUGGAGAGUCUUGAAGGUGACCCAAGGCCUGGAUGUCCUGUAACUGGCAACACCAAGGAAAACAUUGAUCAUAUUCGCCACAUGGUGAUGGACAACAAGCAACUGACAAUAAAUCAAAUAACCAAUGCUAUUAGUAUAUCCUGUGAUGGAGUUGAGAAUAUUCUGCACAAUCAACUGGGCAUGACGAAGGUUUCUACUCAGUAG